AUGGGAUUCUUCACACCUCAUCCUCAGCUGGCUUUCAUAUUUGGUGUCUUGGGUAACAUUGUUUCAUUCUUGGUGUUCUUGGCACCAGUGCCAACCUUUUAUAUAAUUUGCAAGAAAAAAACUGCUGAGGGAUACCAACCAAUUCCUUAUGUGGUUGGACUUUCCAGUGCAAUGAUGUUACUGUACUAUGGUAUGCUUAAGACGAACGCGAGCCUGAUCAUCAGCAUCAAUGGCAUAGGAUGUGCUAUAGAAGUUAUCUAUCUAGUAUUAUACAUUAUAUAUGCACCUAAGAGGGAAAAGGUUCUUACAGUGAAAUGGAUAAUCCUGUUCAACCUUGGAGGUUAUUGCUUGAUCAUGGGACUCGCCAAUUUAUUUACCGAAGGGUCCAAACGUGUAACUGUCGUAGGAUGGAUCUGUGCUGUUUAUAACGUUGCAGUAUUUGCUUCUCCUUUAGGCAUCAUGAGGCAUGUCAUAAGGACUAAAAGUGUGGAACACAUGCCAUUUUUUCUUUCCUGUUUCCUCACAUUAUGCGCCACAAUGUGGUUCUUCUAUGGAAUUUUCGUAAAGGAUUUCUACAUCGCUUUGCCAAAUGUGUUGGGUUUUUUGCUUGGAAUUGCACAAAUGAUCCUUUAUGUCAUAUACAAGAAUGCAAGUAAGGAUGUCGAAAUAACAGAAAAGCAGCAGAAUGGAGACAUAGAGUUAAAGCUGAGCUCAGUGGCGGAUGUAAAUCCAUGUUUGUCAGAAAAUCAACUGGAAAUCAGAAAAGAAUAA
Durio zibethinus is the source of this 771-nucleotide messenger RNA. Its product is annotated as bidirectional sugar transporter NEC1-like. Gene Ontology annotation, molecular function: sugar transmembrane transporter activity. Gene Ontology annotation, biological process: carbohydrate transport. The record is from RefSeq and is a predicted model, not a curated record. Gene Ontology annotation, cellular component: membrane. Lineage: Eukaryota; Viridiplantae; Streptophyta; Magnoliopsida; Malvales; Malvaceae.